Molecule: messenger RNA, 1932 nt
Organism: Brugia pahangi
Lineage: Eukaryota; Metazoa; Nematoda; Chromadorea; Rhabditida; Onchocercidae
Source: the annotation of a GenBank genome assembly
AUGUCAUUUCAUGCUUUAUGGAAUUCAACUGACUUUUAUGAAAUCUCAAGUGAAAUGAAGUUAAUAAUUGAUAUAGGUAUGGAAAGUACAAAGAGCAAUCAAGAUAUAUGUAUCCAUAUUCAGGAAUUUUUUGUCGAACGAGUUCAAGAAUUUAUUUAUAAACCGAGCAAUACUGAAGUGACUAAUGUAUUGGUGCAGGAUAUUCCAACAUCGAUCGAAAACGAUGACGAUUUCGUCAAAGUUUAUAAGGAUGAGCUACAAAAAAAUGAUAGUGGAAUGUUGCUAGAGCAGAUCGCUGAAGCGAAUAGACAAACAAGUGGCACAUUACAAUUAGCUCUUCCUGAUACUGCUAUUCAGAAAACACUAGAGGAAAAACAAAAAGCAGUAAUAACUGAGUUAUCACCUGAUCAGUUAUCUGUUGUAGUGAUUGCAGCAGAUGACAACUCUCAAGAAAAUCAACAGCAAUUUAUUCUAACAACACCAACAGAAUUGGUUGAAACCGAAAGGACAUGUGCACCAACCGAUAGCAACAAGAUGAACAUAGAUGGAAAGCUUGCAGCCCCUGUCACAACUUCGAUCACAGAACGUCAACCACUUACAGAAGAAGAGUGUAGACGGUUAGUAGAGGCGGAAAUGUACAUACAAGAUGCCAUCGAAUAUGUAGCUAGUGAGAUUCGUCCCGAAGUACCCAGUGGCUUCAUAGUUGAAGAGGAAAUGUUAAACAAUACUGGUGGAAAUGGUAGUGUUAUCGGUGCUCCUACUGUACAACAGCUACCUGCUUCUGCGGAAGCCACGAGUCAGAUGUUCAAGACUAAUGAAAUAUUUGAAAAGGUAGAAGAGCCGGUAGAAAUUGAUGAUGCGAUGACAUAUGCUCCCGAGAUACAGUCCAUUGAAAUCCCACCCGAUGAAGAAAGUGUUAAUAGUGAAAAUUUAUUGGAUUAUUUCGAUCAAGUUGCUGCAGAAUGCACUGAUUUCUCAAUACCACAACCAACGAGAGCUGCUGGAAAUAUACCACUCACAAAACCGGUAGAAACAUCGCAAUCAGCAUCUUUACUAAGAAGCUCAAGGAGUUUUACAUCAAGCGGAAGUCAACCACCACGGAUGAGGAAAAGAAGUUCAUUAUUAAGUGUACUGGGUGUAACAAGUAUGCAAGAAAUGCUGCUAGCUCUAACAUCACUUGAAGACCUGUCAAAUGCUAUGCGUAAAGCUGGUCUACAAUCCACAAAUUUGAUUUUUGGUAUUGACUAUACGGCUAGCAAUAAGUACCAAGGUGAACGGUGCUUUCAAGGCCGAUCUUUGCAUUCCAUAGAUGCUUUUAAAGAAAAUCCUUAUCAACAGGUAAUUAAAAUCAUGGGACGGAUACUAGCACCGUUUGCCACAUCUGGUUUUAUACCAGCUUAUGGUUUUGGAGAUGUGAAAACUAGUGAUUGGUCGGUGUUCAAGCUGAAACCUGAAGGCGAAUGCAAAGACCUCGAUGAAUUGCUGCAGGUAUAUGAUACAGUCACUCCAACAAUAAGUUUAAGUGGUCCAACAAAUUUCGCUCCGCUGAUUUAUGAAGCCAUAGAGAUUUGCGAAAAAGUCCAAAAUUAUCAUAUAUUAGUGAUAGUAGCAGAUGGACAAGUGACGAACGAAAAGGCGACUCGGAAAGCAAUUGUACGAGCAUGUCAAUACCCACUGUCAAUUAUCGUUGUUGGUGUUGGUGAUGGACCUUGGGAUAUGAUGAAGGUAUUUGAUGAAUCUUUACCCAGAAGGCCUUGGGAUAACUUUCACUUUGUUGAAUUUCAUGAAGUGAUGCAAAAAGCUGAUAGUAUCGAUUCUGGUGAACUUUCAUUCGCAGUACAAUCGCUGUUGGAAAUACCGGACCAGUAUAACAUAGUCCGUCAACUGGGAUUACUACGAUCGGUGUCACCAAUACCCGAACAUAGCCCAUAG